AUGGGAGGCACUUCUAUAAGUGGAAAUAAAUUCAACUCAAAACAUUGGGUGAUGCGAACCAAUGCUUCCGCUCAAAAUCCGAUUCCAGGACCUGCAGCUUGCUGUAAUGGUCUGCCACAAUGCUCUCAUGAUCGCAAUGGGUAUCGUCUCGACUUUUUCAGACACAUUCCUGCUGGCAUGACACAAGCUCAGAUGAUCGCUAAUCGCAGGGGUCAAAUUGCUCUCGAGCUACAUCGUGGUCAAUUGGCUGUCGCUCCAAGUCGACAAUACAUAGCACCCAUGUGGCCGGAGCAGAGCGACAAUUUUCGAUACACAGGCGGAUUCACACAAUUCAAAAAUCUCAUUGCCAAGCACUGCAAUUAUGGAGUCGUGGAAGAGCUGUCCCGUAGAGAUCGCGCGAGAUGGUAUUGAGGUGUGCCACCUAAAAUCGAUUUCGAUAUCGGUCGCAGGAUAACGAAGCCUAAUCUUAUUCGUUAUGGUCUGACGCGAGGAAUCGCCAUACACAAUAUGCGGUAUGCUUCAUGGGGUCCGUCGCGGAAUAUCGUUGAAAAGUUCGAUUACAUGGCAAGAACACAGGCUAAUGGUAACCCGGCUAUUAAUCCUCCUUCGUACUGAUGCAUCUAUCGCGCUGUUUUGCUAUGCCAUUAUCUCUGUAUAGUUUUCUUAUUACUUUCUUUCACGUCUCUUUUCAAAGUGGUUUGCAUGUUACCUGCUUCCAUUUAUAUACAUACCAAAUUUUGAUAAAUAUUCAUCGGUCAGGUGCUAUGUAG
Messenger RNA from Botrytis byssoidea, 770 nucleotides. RefSeq lists its product as uncharacterized. The coding region runs from base 1 to 411 and encodes 136 amino acids. The record is from RefSeq and is a predicted model, not a curated record. The transcript is spliced from 2 exons. Lineage: Eukaryota; Fungi; Ascomycota; Leotiomycetes; Helotiales; Sclerotiniaceae.